Echinostoma caproni is the source of this 540-nucleotide messenger RNA. Lineage: Eukaryota; Metazoa; Platyhelminthes; Trematoda; Plagiorchiida; Echinostomatidae. The record is from the annotation of a GenBank genome assembly.
GCGGCCAUUACGAGCGAUUUUAUCACUGGUUUUUGUGGCGAAACAGAAGAAGAUCACGAGGCCACGUUGGAUCUGAUUCGCAGAGUGGGCUACGCAUUCCUGUUCUGCUUCCCUUUCAGCAUGCGUGAGAAAACGCGAGCCUAUCAUCGUCUGGUGGAUGAUGUUUCGCCUACAGUUAAGCUACAACGAUUGGAGCAGUUACGUCAACUUAAUCGCCAGUCCAGUUUAAAAUUUAAUCAAGCCCAAAUCGGCCGAGUACAAUUGAUCCUUAUUGAAGGGCAAAGUCGUCGAUCCCCGGAUUUCGUUUACGGACGAAACGAUUUCAAUAUCAAAGUGAUUGUUCCGAGAACAGCCACUCCACUCAGUGUUGCUGCUGCCACUGAUGAUGAUCCAAACAUGUUGUCACCUGUCACACUUCAACCGGGGAAUUAUUGUGCCGUUCAGCAUUCUACGGAUCUAUUUGUGCAGUUCAGUGCAAUCAUAGCUGCCACUCGCAGUCGCACUUGUGUCUGUUCCACUGCGGCCAGAAAAGCCGAUUGA